This is a messenger RNA of Podospora pseudocomata, 432 nucleotides long. RefSeq lists its product as uncharacterized. The transcript has a single exon. The coding region runs from base 1 to 432 and encodes 143 amino acids. The record is from RefSeq and is a predicted model, not a curated record. NCBI's taxonomy places the organism in Eukaryota, Fungi, Ascomycota, Sordariomycetes, Sordariales, Podosporaceae.
AUGUCGGAUGAUAAGCUCAAGGUGUUUGACAUCAUCGACUCGACGCUCAUGGGGAUUGAGUCUGAUAGGCAGUUCCCUCUUCCAACAGACUGCCAUAAAGACUGGGAUCCUCACCCGCCAAGGAAUGAGGAGGACGAUGAUGAGUGGACGGUUGUGCAGAAGAGGUGGAAGACACCUCUGUGGAACACGGAUAAUGAGCCUAAGCACAGUGCUGUUUCCCUUGCAGUCGAUUCGAGCCCAGAGGCUGCUGCUCAGCCUAUUGUUCCAGUGGAACCCAAGACGCGAGACGUACAGACUGAUUUUGUUUCUGCUUUUGUCAAUGCUUUUAAUUGGGAUGCUGGCUUGAAGUUACCUAGCCUGGCCAAGAUGCCUCGGAAGCUGGAAAAGAGGUUUGGAGAUUUGUUUGUCGUUCCACCGAUGAUGACUGCUUAG